AUGUCUUCAGAACCUCCUCGCGAUCGCGCGUCGUUUGCGGUAAUGUCGCGCCUUAUAUCAUGCCUUGUCACGGAACAAAUUCUUCGGGCCUUUUACGUGCCAAUGAAGAAACCUACCCAUGAGGUUGCUGGCCUCCUUGUUGUACUUUCUACGCACACUAUCUCGGAGGACUUCAAAGUCUCUCGCACGUUCCACACCCGCGACAUUUUUGUCAUUGUGCAGCUGAACCAUAAACCAGUGCUCAAGGAUGUUCAAAUACACAGAGGUAGUCAGCUUGUUGGCCUCGUGGACCCGAUGGAUAUGAUUUCACCCAUCUAUGAGUUCCAAGAUGAUCGGAAUGUAAAUGAUAAUGAUAUUUUUGUCGAAUCUGUUCUGGAAAGCCUUAGUUCUCCUCCUUGGGAUAUAGAGACAUGCGGGUCCUUAUAUCUGGUUUCCGAUCCCGUAGCUCUGUGGAAGAAAUUCGUAGAAACUGUCAUCAUAGCAGACGAGCUCCGAGACAUUAUCGCCCUUGAACUCCAGAGUUCACUUGAUUGGCAAACAAUAUCAUACGAAAAUCCUCCCUUGUGUCCAAGUCUACAAUCAGCUUCUAUUGAUUGGGAACAAAGUCUAGUUGCUGGACAUCCAACACACCCGAUGCAUAGGGCAAGAAUGUUUCUUAACAAUGACGAAUCGUCCUUGGAAUACGAUUGGUAUCAUCCCCACGUUCGAUUUGUCCGAGUACCGGCUCGAAGCCUAGACGUCCUUGGUCAAUUUCGAGACAUAAGCAACGCAAUGGUCACAAAGGCUGCCACCAAAGCUGGAAGAUCAAUAUUGAUCGACAACGACUAUAUUUAUAUGCCCGUCCAUGAGUUGCAGAUUAUCAAUAUCACUUCGAAGUUUAAAGAUGUUGAUGUUCUUGACGAAGACAUCUUCCUUCCUGCUCUUGCUCAAUCAAGCAUCAGGCGAACCAACAGGACUGUGGUGAUACCUGAUUUUCCCGCUAUUGCCCUCAAGCUGGCAGUAGGAGUCAAGAUAUCAUCUUCACUGCGUACAAUCUCUCACUUUACCGCCAACUUCGGGCCUCGAUUUUCCGAGGAGAUUGUUCCGAAAUUAGCUGUAAACCCAGCCAUUCUGGCAGUGGAGCUUGAAUCGAGCAGCGCAGUUUAUCGCUGUGAUGAUCCGGAACUUUCCAAACAUUUCACAGCAGUCAUCAGGGAUGAAUAUAAACCAAGGGAAGGCGAAACGGUUAUAGUAUGUGCGGCCUUAUUGGAAGCCGGCCACGCCAACGUGCCUACCGGUAUCUCUGCCGUUCAACAUACAUUUCAACUCGACACGGAAGAAAAAAGGGCAUCGUUUUUAGAUAGAUACAUCCGGAUUGCCUGCGAAGCCUUGUUACCUGCUCUCGUCAAAAACGGUGUCGCCUUUGAAGCCCACGCGCAAAAUAUUCUUGCUCGGUUUGAUCUUGAAACCGGACAACUACAAGGCUUCAUUUUUCGAGACCUGGGAGGCCUGCGCAUUCACCCCGAAACACUUCGCAAUUCCACUGGUGUUGACUUCCAGUUUCUUCCCGGGCAUUGCGUCGCAACUAAGUCUCUCGAAGAGAUAUAUCCUAAAUUUUAUCAUACCUUCGUGCACAACCACAUUCAGCGGUUGUCGAGAUUGCUUGGUCUUCACCACAAUGGGCGGGGAUACGAGAUGCUCAGGAAACACAUGGGCUCAGUUAUCCCUGAGAACCACCCAGUUUGGAAAGUAUGGAUGGAUCCAACAAGCACUACCGUUGACUCCAAAUGUUUAAUGCGGAUGCGGAUGCGUGAUUCGUAUCGAGAUAUGGUUUACAGCCCGUAUCCCAACAUGAUCCAAUACCGACCCACGCCAGAAGUGUCUACAGCGGACAAAAGCUACUGGUCAAUCACCAAGCUGUUGGUGGAUUAUAUGUCUUUUAUUCGAGCCAGCCUCUUUGGCGGCAAGUAA
Messenger RNA from Psilocybe cubensis, 1950 nucleotides. RefSeq lists its product as uncharacterized. NCBI's taxonomy places the organism in Eukaryota, Fungi, Basidiomycota, Agaricomycetes, Agaricales, Agrocybaceae. Gene Ontology annotation, biological process: siderophore biosynthetic process. Bases 1 to 1950 code for a protein of 649 amino acids. The record is from RefSeq and is a predicted model, not a curated record. The transcript is spliced from 7 exons.